GAGCGCCAGCGCCUCUGGCAGAAUGUAAUCGCAUCAUCGGAAAGGUAUUGGGUUUGUCAAAUUGUUUGGUGUGAUUUGUUUUGCAUUUUCUCACUUGAAUACCUCAAAAACACCCCCAAACCCAAGCCUAAAUCGCCAGUAAACCAUGGUGGACAAAGACAGUGCAUUGAUUCAGAAGAAAUUGCAGACGGAAUUGGAGCACUUCAAGGCGGCGCAGAAAGACUUCAACAAACUCGUGCAGCAGCGACAAUUACUCGACGGACAGCUGAAUGAGAACAAGAAUGUGAUGGAGGAACUCAAUUUGCUGAAGCCUGAGAACAAGGUCUACAAGCUGUACGGACCAGUGCUGGUACGGCAGGAGUUGGAGGAGUGUCGGCAGAAUGUGGGGAAGCGCAUAGAGUACAUCAACAAGGAGCUGAAGAGGUGUCAAGACAGCCUCACGACCCUUGAGAAGAAGCAAGACAAGCACAGGGAGAAUCUCCAGAAGCUCCAGCAGCAGUAUCAGGUGGCUAUCGCCAUGAAGUGAGAGGGUAGGAGGACUCAAUAAAGGCGCAAGUGGAA
Molecule: messenger RNA, 561 nt
Organism: Phlebotomus argentipes
Lineage: Eukaryota; Metazoa; Arthropoda; Insecta; Diptera; Psychodidae
Gene: Pfdn6
Product: probable prefoldin subunit 6
Exons: 3
Coding region: 146-526 (126 amino acids)
Biological process (GO): protein folding; chaperone-mediated protein complex assembly
Cellular component (GO): prefoldin complex; cytoplasm
Molecular function (GO): protein-folding chaperone binding
Source: RefSeq, a predicted model, not a curated record